AUGGAAGAGGUUUCGCUCUCUCCUGUGUAAGUAGGCCCAAAGUUCUCUGAUUUGUGCUCUGUCGUCCAACCGUUAUCGCCGAUUUCAAGGAAUUCCUGCACCUGUUUUAUGGUGUUGUUCUUAAAUUAACCGGACGUUCUGUUGUCGUUUCAAAUUAUUUUCACUUCUGCUUGUGUUGUCUGCGGUUUUAUUUUCGUCCAAAAUGGCCUGUUGGCAUGGAAUAGCAAGGGGUCAUUUGCGUAUGCCUGCCUAUGUAGUCGCGGGUUUGCGAGGCAUCACUGAUCAUUAACAUGGAUUCUCUUGUCGUAUUUCCGUUAGAGCUUACCCCAUCCACUCCCCUCCACCUCCUCAUCCUUCAGCUCAUCGUCCUUCACUCCGCUCCCCAUCCUAAUCGUUAUCCCCCAUCUCCUCCUCCUCCUCCUCCUCCUCCUCCUCCUCCUCCUCCUCAUCCUCAUCCUUAUCCUCAUCCUCAUCCUCAUCCUACUUUUUCUGCAUUACAACGUCUUUUACUUCCCCUCCAUUCACUUCAUUUCGUCUUCUUCUGUAACGAUUGCCACCGAAGACGCCAAUCUCCAGUUUCGGAGGGGAGACAGGACUUCCCCAGCCAAACUCCUGCGUCCCCUCCUUGUUUAUUGUAAAAACAAUUGCCUUACAUGA
This is a messenger RNA of Spirometra erinaceieuropaei, 657 nucleotides long. The record is from the annotation of a GenBank genome assembly. NCBI's taxonomy places the organism in Eukaryota, Metazoa, Platyhelminthes, Cestoda, Diphyllobothriidea, Diphyllobothriidae.